Molecule: messenger RNA, 20017 nt
Organism: Pelobates cultripes (western spadefoot toad)
Lineage: Eukaryota; Metazoa; Chordata; Amphibia; Anura; Pelobatidae
Source: the annotation of a GenBank genome assembly
GCUCCAGUCUGCUCGACUCCUGGGCGUUGCCUUGCCGCGUGACGUCAGCAAAAGGGCAAGAAGUUCGCCUAUGGCGGCUUUAGACUUAGGGCAGAGCGGCGGUGAUGAAGUCGGGGAAGUGACGUCAGAGGGCGGGCAGGCAGGAAAUUGAGAGGGUACCAGACCUUUCCAGAAACGAGUGCUUGUGAGUCCAGAGGAUCCUGUGUGCUGCUGACACUGGUAUGCCAGAUUCAGGGAUUAAUUUGUAAUCUUGAUAUAUUAUUCAUCCCUUUUACCUUUUAUAGUGUGAUACAUUGCAUUAUUAGAAUGUGUUAGAAUGCAUGCUUUUAAUACUGUGUUCCAGAUGAAGUAUUGCAUAUUUACUCUACUGUGCAUGCUCUUUAGAUUAGAUUAUGGCUGUUCUCCUCUUCUACUGGGCCAGUUGAAGAUUUGCAACUCCCAUUACCAUCAAUUGGCUAUAAAUUAAAUAAAGAAUUCACCAGAUUAUAAUAUUUGGCUUCAUAUUUUGUAUUAUUUUGUUUAGGGCAUGCUGUAUGUAGUUCCUGAUGCUUUAAAAAAAAAAAAAAAAAUCUUUAUAUGAUUACUGUUUUUUUUAAUAUAUCUUUUCUAUCUCAUAUACUUCCUGCUUUGUGCUAUAAACGUGUGUAAUUAAUGGUAAACUGCAAAAUUAAUGUAUAUUUAUACUUUUAUGUUUUAGCGGACAAUUACAGUCAUUACAGGUAUUUAACAAUGAGGGGUUUAUUUUGUAAACUGGACAUUGUGGAGAAAUUACAAGGAGAUUAUUACUUUUAGGCUAAAAUGGUUGAGCUGGAAAAUAACACUGAGCUAUUCCCUAAUCUGGGAAUUUUCAGGAACGCACAAGAGACAAAAAAUAGCCAAAUCAGGAAAACUUUAAAUCUCUGCGAUGCUUUCAGCUCGGAUAUUUUGCAAGAUUUGCAAUUGCUAGUUUGCUCUCAAAUUAGUGAAUCAUCCUUAAAUGGCUACUCCAACCACCGUGACAAUGUCUGCUUUUUAGAAGUGGUUAUGGUGGUACUAAUCUAUAUGUGCACCGUUUCUGCUUGAAAUGCUGUACAUACACCCCAACACAUGUAACUUAAGCAGCUAGGAACUCUGUCCCAAGCUGUCUAAUAUUAAUUUUGGAUGGAGACGAGCAUAAGGCAGUUUGCCCGGUGACAGUGGCGUAGCAUGGACUUCCAGUUGCAAGGCAGGUAUUGCACACCCUAACCCAUAUACCAUUGGCACUCUGAGUUCCUUAACGGGCGCCCAGAUAACCUUGUUCCUCCUUCCUUACCUGCCUCGUCUCAGUAAUGUGCGUGAUACUGAUAGCUGCUAUGCUUUUUUCAAAUUCACCUCAAGCCUAAAGUAAUGUGUAUAGUCUAACCAUCAGUGUCACACACAUCGAGGAGUGAGGCUGGCUAGGCGCCCAUUACCGGCGUACCAAUCUGAUACCAUUUUAAUAGGCAUAUACAUAAUGCCUAUCAAUAGCGUGAUUUCCCAUUUAAAGUUAACGCUGGUAUCUUACAAUGGGAACUCACGCUAUUUAUAGGCAUUAUGUAAUUCACUAAUAAGGAUUACUUGAGGACAGUAUGGCUGUUAUUAGCAAGAGAUACUGUAAUGUUAUGUGGAAAUGUUUAUUUGCCCUGUCAUGUUAAAAAUAAAAACUGUGUAGAAUGUUCGAACAUUGGGGGAUUUUCUGUAUGAGGGGGAGGAUGCACUAUUUUUCAAACUUAUUACAACUUUUUUUUUUUUUUUAUUGCACCCAGGGCAACCUCCCCUGUGGCUCUGCCUGGUGCUGCAUUCCAGGUUAGUUUUAUAUUGUUUAAGAAGGGGAGACCUAAUAAAUAAUGCAUUCAGAGGAACUGUAUGGUCCCCAUAACAACUCUGUUGUUAUGGUCCAUGACUUUUUUUACCUGAAGGAGUUAAACACCUGCCAGUAUAUCACGCCAGCACUCCAAAUGGUUUAACCCAGGGCAGGUUGCUGUCCAGCUCCGGAUCUCCCUGUCCCUAGUGGUGUGGGUCAGCCUGGAAAGGCAGCAAAUACGCCUACAUUUUUUGGCAGGUCAUCCUGGUAUAAAUGAAAAGACACUAGGGUGCCUGCCAGUCAAUCAGGCCAGCACUCUGGGAGUUGAACAUGCAGUUUAACCCCUUAAGGACCAAACUUCUGGAAUAAAAAGGAAUCAUGACAUGUCACACUUGUCAUGUGCCCUUAAGGGGUUAAAGGGUUUCUAGAGUUCCAGGAAAACAAACCCGUUUUCCUGGCACUGUAGAAUUCUACAAUGCCCUCCUCCCGAGCGGGUGAAGGUGUUAAAACCCCUUCAGUCACUCACCUGAAACCAGCGCCGAUGUCCCUCGGCGCUGGAUCAUGCCCCGCACAUGCGCCUAAUGCGCAUGCGCUGCAAUGGCAACGACCGCAUUAGGAUUUCCCCAUAGAAAGCAUUAUUCAAUGCUUUCCUAUGGGGAAAAAUCUGACGCUGGAAGUCCUCAUGCAUAGCGUGAGGACAUUCAGCAUCAGAUAACGGACCAAAGGUCCGUUUCAAUUCUGGGAGUCUCUUUAGAGGCUGCCUAGUAGACAGCCACAAGAGGAGGAGUUAACCCUGAGAGGUAAUUGUUGCAGUUUCUCAGAAACUGGAAUAAUUACUAUUGCAGGGUUUAGGGACAUGGGGCAUUGCACCCAGACCAUUUAAAUGAGCUAAAGUGGUCUGGGCUCCCUACAGUGUCCCUUUAACCCAUAGGUUGCUCCCUGUCUCUAGCAGCAUCCAGUUUCUUCAGUGCAGUUUCAGGAAGCGUGGGGUGCUGCCGAUUUGCUCAGUGGUCAGCUGACGCUAUAAGCAAGGCAGUAGCUUCCUGUUUAUACAAAACGGGCGUGUACAUUUUUAUGAAUGGGUAGCUACUGAUUGGCUCAGAGCCAAAUAAAGCAACAACUGUACCCUAGAAAGAGGGGCUGGGGUUUAUUUUCUGUAAUUGAUAUACAGCAAUAAUCUUACUACAGGUAGUAUGUGAGGGGAGAGGACCAAUGGGGGUAGAAUAAAAAUGUGAUGAUAAAUUCUUAAAGGGAUACUACUGACCAAAAAAAAAUACAUUGUUUAGUAGAUAUACCACAAGUUAAAAAAAUUUCAUGCAUUUAAUUUUGCAUUUUAUUUAUUGGGGUAUAUGUAAACAGCUUACAAAACUUGCAGAUCUUUUGUCUGCAGCCUUUGCAAGCCCUCCCCUCCAAACCCCGCCCAGACUUCCUAAAGCCGUCCAAUGAGAAGUCUUUGCAAGGCACGUGCUCUGGGCAGUUUCUGCCUCUUCAGUUGAUCUCCACCUAGCUAAACUACCAGGGAAAAACAGGGCCGGAUGUCUGAUUGAAAGCCAGGGUGGGGUGUAACAAAGUUAAUUUUAUAAAAGUGCUAAGUUUCUUUUACAAAAUCUGCACUCUUUGUAAAAUAAGAUGACACAACCUUCACACAUUAAGUGCUUUAGGGGCCUGGAGUGUCUCUUUAACUAUGUUAUCUCGUGUGUGUGUGUGUGUAUAAAUAAAUUAAUAAUCUUAAUGUCUGGGUUAGCAUUCCUCCCAGUUGUACGAAUGCUAUUUACAAAUACAAAUUGCUAUAAUACUUAGCAUCCUGGAGAUUUCAAGUUACAUUGGGAAGGAUCACUAUCCGUAAGACCGUAAUAGCGCUAUAGGUUCCUAUAUCUGUCUUGUUUGAGUUUUUGAAAAGCAAGGUCUGCUUGCCUUUCAGCGCUAGCCAUGCUGCCCUCUGAGUUUCCUUUCUACCCACAUUGCGGAGACCUUCAAGACUGAUCUCCACUUGUGCGUAAGCAAACCAAUCAAAUGCUGCUCUAGAAACUGCGUUUGACUCUGUUAUAGCAGAUGAAGUUCUUAACCCUCCAAUGAAAGUAGUGAAUUUUGUAUUUUUUAAAUUUAAUAUAAAGAUUAGCCAAUGAGCUGGCCCUGGUAGGUUCAAGAGCGUUAAUGGAAAUGCCUAUCAGGAGUUUCCGGGUCUACUGUAGGCUGCAAAGAGCGAUGCUCAACAAACCUUAGGGAUGAAGGAAUGAGAAAAAUGUAUGUUGUUGGAAUGUUAUAAAAAAAAUAAACAUAUCACAUAACACAUUUUUGGUAAAAGAUUGAGCUACAAUUGGUAAUACUUCAACUGUUGCCGUCAUGGAGUUUAAGACAAGAAUAUUGUGUGUCACAGUUUAAUGCACAAUUGAAAUCACUUUGGGCUAAUGGAGCAAAUUUAUUUUUGCUACGGCAAGUUGUAAGUUGAGAGAUGUCCUGUGCAAAAUGACACGUGAUAUUUGGCUCUAUAUAAAUACUAAUAAUACAAAACUCAUGAUCCGUUUAGGUGUGCAGGGAGAGGUAACAAGGGCUUUGCUUGCUGAAAAGUGCUUACGUUCUAGAGUAGAGCAGAAUUGCACAAAAUGGAUGUCCAGAAGGCAAGAUAGUAGUUUGUACAAUUAUUUAUAAAGCGCCAACAAAUUCCGCAGUGCUGUACAAAACAUUGACUGACUGACAAACAAGUAGUUGUAACAAAACCUGUCUUUUUAUUUUUUUUAACCUUGCAAUGUAAAACGUUUUUGUUUUUUAACUGUCUAACAGACAUACAAGAGGUGCUUUCGCUGUACUGACAGAGUAAAAUUUGGUCAUGUAAUGCAGGAUUUCAUAAGAAAGCCUUAAAUUCACUGCUUUCCUAUGAGAAGCAUUGGAUGCAAGCCUGACACUCUCUGCACAUAAAGUCCCCUCUAUGAAGAGGAUUGGGAAGUCUGUGCUGGGGGAAAAAUGUGCGUAAAAAGCUUUUUUUUUAUUUUUUUUUAUUUAAAAAAAUAAAAAAAUUCUCCAUUCAGAUUUUUACUUAAAUUGGGGCAAUCUGGAUCUAACUAGGGGCAGUAGAAUGUUAUGCUAACAGUAUAGUGUUCCUUGAAGGACCCUAAUGGGGCAGGAUGGGUGUUUGCAAGAUUCAUAAAGUGAGUUGCAAGUGUUGAGAUUGGAGAUAAUAACCAUAGAGGCAAAAUCAUUGGUUGCAUCUUGUGUUCGAAAAUGGCAAAUGCAAACUAUAGUAUGAUGCUAGACUUAAACUACAGUGUAAAAGUGAAGUAGAAUCUGUAAGGUCGCUGAGGGGAAGAAAAAAGGAUUAUCACUUGCAGGAAUUCAGUUUUGUCGUUUUAGUGGCUGAGUGUCAGAGAACAAGGAGCAGCAAUAGUGACAGAACCUCCAAAGCUACUAUGGUUAUCAGGAAUGGAAAUGCAUAGUGCCAACUGCGAAUGUGUGGAUAUUGAACUUUGAGAGAAGUUUUUAGAUUGUCGAUGUAUGGAGAUCAAAUCGUAGAGGACAUAGAACUUAAGCCUAGAGGUUCUCCUACUGAAAGAGGUCCCUUGAUAUGAGAUUUAUUCUAUAUUCUACUGCGUCAGUAAUAAUCUGUGUGCUUUCUUUUUGUGUGUCCUUUUUAUACCAGUGAUUCUCCCAGCUCUCCAUUUCCUGCUACAAAAUGGUAGACUACAGCGUGUGGGACCAUAUUGAAGUGUCUGAUGAUGAAGAUGACACUCACCCCAACAUCGAUACGGCCAGUUUAUUUAGAUGGCGCCACCAGGUGAGCCUUUGUAUAAUUCUGGCGUUAUUGAUUAUAUCAAUCCUGAAGUAUCCAUUGCAAUUUCUAUAAAGCCUAACAGCUCGUUUUCAGUAAGUCAGGUUUGGUUGACCUUUCUUAUCAUUCUUAAAGAGUUCUCCCAUAUUAUAUCCAAGUGAUAUCUUUUAUCAGCGAUACCAAUUUCUCAUUACUUUUUAUUUUUUGCUUCUUUGUAGGCCCGGGUUGAGAGGAUGGAACAGUUUGAGAAGGAGAAAGAGGAGCUUAUGAAGGGAGCAGGCGAAUGCAAAAAGAAACUAUCCGAGUGUCAGAAGAAGCUGAAGGAAAUGGAGGUCCAGGAUAGAGGUGGAACCGAUGUUGAGAAGUUUAAGCGUGAUCUGGAGCAACUGAAAAAGGAGGAGAAGUCUUGGAAGAAGAAAGAAGACGAUCUAAGGAAAAAAGAAAAAAAUAUGCCGUGGAAUGUGGACACCUUAAGCAAAGAGGGAUUCAGUAAGGUGAAGUGGUGGGCAGUGCUGGCCAUUUGGGUUGAUAAAAAUGUUAAAUGUUUAAAAGGACACUCCUGGCAGGAUAUGUCUCUCGCCCCUCCCACCACAUUUCAGAGCAAUAUGAAGAUAAUGCUUUAAUCUAUACGUAAAAUAUGUACUCUUCAUUGAACAUGUGUCAUAUGCUGAAAAGCCCAAUAUUUGCAUUGUCUUCAGUUUGACCACUUGCUUUCAAUCUGGACUCUGGUGGGAUCUCAUAAUUACCUCUAAGCAGCGCGGGGAUUUAUGGGAUAUGUAGUUCAGCUACAAAACAUGUCCACUGCAGUCAAAUAAUGAUUGUAAAAGUAAUUGUUGCUACAAUAAUGGUUAUAAGUUUAGUGUUAUUAUAAAAGCUUAACAAGUACAAGCGAAGUGGGGCAUUAACUUAAUCUUUACAGUAUAUAUAACUGAUCAUCUCAUGAAUGAGCAUAUAAUAUAAUUAAAACGUAAAACAUAAAAAGAAAUCUAGGUUGACGCACAAUAAGUUUAAUGGUAAAAUGUGUUACCUUGGCUAAAACUAUUAAACCCUAGGCUCUCUCUCUAAUUUUGGCACCACUGCCUUUUUCAAAGAGAGAACCUGUUCUCUGUAUCAUUGGCUAUUUUGGCACAUGGUGCGAGAAGGGAGUGGGGCAUUGACGUCUCCCUGGUAGAAUUAGGCAUAUUUUACAUCGUAAGUAAAACCAUGCAGUGUAAUAUACUACUAUUUUUUUUAUUUUAUUUUUUUUGUGGCAAAUUUACUCCCAAAUACAAUUAUCUGGUUAUGUUGUUGUUGUUGUUGUUGUUGUUAUCUUGAAAGAUCUAGAGUUCGCUCAGCCAAUUCCUAGUCUCCCAUUGAAAUAAAUUGUAAUAGCACUGCGCAUGUAAACAUGUGGCAUUGAAUGCACGUUUGUAAUGCUUCUUACACAGGAUUAAAGGGAUUCUUCAGUGCCAGGAAAACAUGUUAGUUUUCCUGGCACUGCAGGAUCCUGUAGUGCCCCUCUAUCUCCCACCCCCCAUCCUAAGUUGCUGAAGGAGUCCAGCACCGAUGUCCCUCAGCGCUGGUCAGGCUCUGCCUACUCUCUUCCUAUUCAAUGAUUUCCUAUGGGAAAUUCAGUGAUGCUGGAGGUCCUCGCAUAGCGUGAGGACGUCCAGCGUUGCUUAAAACACUUCUCAUGUUCUAAGAACACGGAUGUCCCUCUAGUGGCUGUCUGAUAGAUGAAAACUGCAAUAAUUACACUUGCAGGGUUAAGGGUAGUGGGAGUUGGCACCCAGAACACUCCAAUGGGCAGAAGUGGUCUGGGUGCCUGGAGUAUCCAUUUAAGGACUAGCUGUGUGCACAGCUGUACAUCAAUUAUGUGAACUGCACUCAAGCAGAGGUCUUCUGCUGUUUUUAUUGGGAAGUUCUGAUCAUGGAUUGUAGUUGGCGUGAAGAUCAAGUUCAGCAUCUGUUAUUUAGAGGAGGUGUGUGUGUGUCCCCGUCCUUAAAGGGACACCAUAGUCACCAGAACUACAGUUUAAUUUAGUUGUUCUGGUGUCUGUAACCUGUUCCUGUGGGCAUUUUCAAAGAAAAGUCAGUGUUUACAUUACAGCCUAUUGACACCUCCAGUGGCCUCUCCUCAGCCACUAGAGGUUCUUCCUGGGGCAGUGCUGCACUUGACGUACAGCAUCUCCAAGCUCUGUAUGGAGAGACUGAACUUUCCUCAUACAGAGAUUAAUUGAUUUAAUGUAUCUCUGGGUCAAUGCCGAUUGGCCAGGGUGGUGUUAGGCUCUGCCCCUUGCCCUGCCUCCUUGGUUGAAAUCAUCAGAAUUAACAAUAUCAGCCAAUCCUAUGCUUUUCUAUUGAAGAUCAUUGAAUUGGCUGAGAUCAUCAAUUCUGAUAUCAGCUAAGUAGGCGGAUCAUGGGCAGGGCCAGCGCCAACUGACCUGCGCAGAGCUAAAAUAAAGUGGAGUGUUUUUUGGGGGGGGGGCUAAAUAGUGGGAGGGGGGGUUUUUGUGUUUUUGUUUUUUGUUUUUUUUUUAUCACUAUAGGGUCAGGAAGACAUGUUUAUAUUCCUGGCCCUAUAAUUUUCUAUUAAUAUAUUGUUUUUAACCCUUUUGUGGCCAAAUGGCAAAAUCCUGCAAUGCAUAUGACCUAUUAUCAAACGUCUCCGCCGAUCGUUCCUGAACUACAAUCGUACCAACUCUUGUUACUUUUGCCAACAGAGUGUUUUCAAUGUCAAAGACGAAAAGAAAGAGGAUUCGGAAGAACAAAAAGAACAGAAACACAAAACAUUUGUGGAAAAAAACUUGAAGCAACUAAAACAUUUUGGUAAGAGAGUUUCUUUUUUCAUUUUGGUUUAGUGAAUCUAUAAAAUGAUUCUGAGACAGGGUCCAGAACUGAAACCUUUUCUAGACUUCUCGAUAAGUGAAUAAAGUGCUCCCAUUUGUAGAAUGGAUUUUCCCAUCCAUUUUUAAAGGGACUGUUUAAGCACCAUAGCUUAUUGUAGUGGUUAUGGUUAAACACGUCAUGUUUCUGUCAAACCGUUUUCAGAUGUUUACAAAAACCAGGGGAUUAGUUGCUGCAAGAUUAAUUGAACCAUAACCUCUACAACAACUGUAUGAUGUGAUUGUGGUUGUUGGCAUGCCUUUUAAAUUGCUUUCAAGAGAACGUUUCUAAUUACUUCCUUGUUUUCACUUUGUUUUUAAAGCAGCUGGUGACUAAGGUCUUUCUUUAGGCUGGGAGUUGCUUUUGUUUCAUUCCCUACCUACAGGAUUUGUGCUUAUUCUAUGGCGUUUCUGCACCAAGAGUUUGAAGGAGCUUUAACAAUUAUAGUUCUGUUAUCUCUAUGAAAUCAGAUCAGAAAUUAGAAAGGCAAACUUUCUUUAAACCCCUUAAGGACACAUGACGUGUGACAUGUCAUGAUUCCCUUUUAUUCUAGAAGUUUGGUCCUUAAGUGGUUAAACUAUAAAAAAAUGUUUUCUCUUUGUAACCUUAAUAUUUGUUAAAAUUGCGGGUUUUGUUUUUUUUGUUUUUUGUUUUUUUUUUUGGGGGGGGUGGAAGAGGGGUUUAUGCGGUUGGAAGUGGUCUGGGUGCAAUGUCCCUUUUGCACUUUGCUGCAAUGAUUAUAUUGCAGCUCUAAGUCUGCUCUUUGUGGCUGUCUACCAGCCGGAAUCAUAACAGACUUUUGGUCUGCUAUCUGACGCUGGACGUCCUCACGGACCCCCAAUGUCAGAUUUUCCCCAUAGGAAAGCAAUAAUGCUUUCCUAUGAGGAGGUCUAACGCGUGUGUGGCUACUGCCGCGCAUGCGCAUUAGCUCUUCCCCCUCCCCCCCCCCUGCCGACGUCAGCCGGUGGGAGAGGAGCGUAGGCAGAGCCUGGAUUCAGGUAAGUGGCUGAAGGGGGGCACUACAAGAGCCUAUAGUGCCAGGAAAAUGGGAUUGUUUUCCUGGCACUAUAGGAUCCCUUUAAAGUGAACCUGUAACGGAUUUUUUUUUUACCUUAAAUCGCUCCCAUAUACACUGAAUACACCAGCUGUCCUACAGAUACAUGAUGUUAAAAUCUAAAAUUUAAAGAUUUACUCACUUUUUCUCCAGCGCUCUUUGUAACACCCACCUCUGGACUGUUCUUUGCUCCUCCUCCGCUUCACCUCUGUUUGUUUUUUAAACCCUGCUUAGGACGCAUCCCCAAGCAGGAUAAAUCUAGUCAGUGACUUCGGCAUUGCGAGCUUGCUGCUGUCAGAACGGAGUAAAGUCAUGUAACUCCGUUCCUAUACUCCCUAGCCAGCCUAAAAUAUCGGCUAGGGAGUUUUCAUAGCAACCACAGUGCAUGUGCUGUGGUUGCUAUGAAAGGAGAGCAGAGAGACAUCCAAAAAGAUGUACAGCUGUUUAAACAGCAACUUGCAAAAACAAAAUAUUCAAUUAUGUAAUUUUUCAAUGUAGGGUAAUAGCUUCCUGAUCCAAGGAUAAAUCUGACUGCCAUUCUGGGGUAAAGAGGGAAUAUCUUUCCUAGUUUUGUUGCGAAAUUGGAAGCGCUUCAAACUGGGUUUUUUGCCUUCUUUUGGAUCAACAGCAAAAAUCAAAAGUGAGGAAGGCUGAACUUGAUGGACACUUGUCUCUUUUCAGCCUAUGUAACGAUGUAAUGUAUAGAUAAAAUCUUAUGCUCAAUUUAAUGAGCAUAAAUUCUUUGUGGCAUGACACGUGCCCUUUAACGGCUAUUGCAAAGUAUAGAUACCAGUGGAAUGUACUGAUUAUUGCUAAAUUUUUAUAAAAUGACCCCGGAAUUGGUCUUGGUACAGAAAGUACGAACCCACACUGGCUUAUAAACACAUUCUAUUUAUCUAUAUUUUGUAGUCCUGAUAAUUACAGCAAGAUUCCAUGUCUAUGUUCUCACAAUGCAUGGGUUUCAAAUACGUUUCUGUGCCAAGAUGAAAAGGUGGUCAUCCUGUUUUUUGGGACACUGUUUGGAUUGUGUAGCGUCUCCUCUCUAAUUCUCCUUUCUACCUUCACAAGGAAUGCUGCACCGAUGGGACGACAGUCAAAAAUACUUAUCAGAUAACCCCCACCUAGUGUGCGAAGAAACUGCUAAUUACCUUGUCAUAUGGUGCAUUGAUCUGGAAGUGGAAGAGGUGAGGAAAAUUAACAAAUAGUUUAAUAAUUUUAGGCUGGCUUUUGUUUUUUUUUGUUUUUGUUUUUUUUUUUAGGUUUGGGGUUUUUAGUUUUUUUUUAGAUUUUCUAUUUAUGAAGUUAGUAGAUCAGAUAUCAGUAGAUAAUUGUUUCAUAUUGAAUGGACUGUUUUUUUUUAUUAUUUCAAUUAUUCUUCUAUAUCUACAACAAAAUUAAAGUGAUCUAAUAGUAAGGAGGAAGAUGGCAACAGUAUAUACUGGUGAAUAAAAGAGGUUUAAAGUUGUUGUUACUUAUAUAGUGCCAACUAAUUCCGCGUCGCUUUACAAUAUUAUGAAAGGGGGAAUUGUAACAACAAAUGAGACUAUUACACUGUGACACAGGAAUAAUGGGUAGAUGGAGGGCCCUGCUCAAACGAACUUGCAGUCACGGCAGCAAGCGUGACCACCACCAAACAAGGUGGAAAAGUAGCCGAACUGGAGAUGAAAGUGGAGUGUUGUUCUUUAGGAGAGCAAAAGACUGAUAUAGAUAAGUUACUCUAGGAGUCAGUAAGCAUUUCUGAACAGUUGUGUUUUGAGGGACUUCUUAAACAAUUGAAGACUAGUAGAGAGUCUGAUGGAGGUAGGCAGGCUGUUCCAAUGUAAGGGUGCCGACCACGGGAAGUCCUGCAAGAGUGAGUUGGCAGUAAGGGUGCAUGCAGCGGACAGGAAAAGGUCACUGGUAGAGAAGAGAGACAGAAAAGGGGCAUACCUAUGAAUCUGUGAAUAAAUGUAUCAGGGGCUAUACAAGUUAAUCUAUAAAGGUUAGUGAAGCAAAUUCUCCAACUGAGAUGCUGUUCCAGCUUGACCGCUCUAGUCUGGAUAUUAAUCUGUGCGAAUAGUCAUCUCAAGGUAGUUCAGGAACUGCCUGCUGUUAAUUUAAUUAUUCUAUGUUGUAUUUUUCUUCUUAAACAGAAACACGCCCUAAUGGAGCAGGUAGCCCAUCAAACUAUAGUUAUGCAAUUUAUUCUAGAGCUGGCAAAAAGCUUGAAAGUGGACCCUAGAGCGUGUUUCCGACAGUUCUUCACCAAGAUUAAGGUGCGUAUGUUAUUGAAUGUAUAGCUUGGUUAUCUUUUGUGGCUUUUGAGCAGGGUUUUGUAACGGAUCCCCCUAUACUCCGGCUAAGUAGAUCUGCUGAAGAGUCUCCCUAGUCCCGCAGAGUGAAAGUGUGUUAUAACCUGUGUCUGAGAGAGAGAGUUGGACCUCUGUAAACUAAUUAUCUCCUGGAUACAGAAGAGGCAACACAAAAUACCCUGAAAACAAGCAUAAAACAACAAUGUACCCCCACAAGUUACAUAUCCCAUGAAAGGUGGGAUCCGAGCACCCAUUCUGUAGCGCUUGGGUUCAUGGAGGAUUGUCCAACCGUCACUCGGUUAAACAUUGGCCUGACUGCUAUUAAAGUCCUGACUGAAAAUAGUUCCAUGCAGGCGCUGCCAUGUCUCGGUCUCUUACCAGGGGCUCCAGCAGACUUGAGAAAAGGGCGCUCCUCCUUCUUACAGAGAGCGAUUUGUUGAGGAGGAGGGGUAUAACUUAACCUCAAAAGAGAGCCUUCCUAGCUCUUUGGGAAAGGGGGGUAAAAAACCUCUCUAACUGACCGGGAUAAAACGUUCCUGAGGUAUUGUCCGUAACUCCUGCUGGUAGAGUAAGUCACUCCGGCUGGCUCCAAAAGGCUGUAACGGGACGGAACAAAGGGUGAGUUGGUAGGGCAAUUCGUGAGGGAGUCUAUAGUGGGGAGGGACGAGAGUGAAAAUCUUCUUUUUGGGCAUAAUUUUAGUUUUAUUGUGAGAAAUGCUGGCUUCAACAGUGUGAGAAGUGAAUAAACUGACCGCUUUAAGGUCCUAGUUCUCUCCUAGUAUUGUCUCCCUAAUUCCUUCAGUGAGAUGUUUAAAUUUUUGUCAGAGCUUGUGAUAUGAAAUUUUACAACUCUUUUUUUUGUCAACAAGCGAAAACUCCCAGUUUAAUAAAUAAACUAAACUGGGAGUUUGAAAUGCAAAAAACAGAUAUAUACAGCAAGGUAAUAAAAUGCAGUGUGAUAGCUAUAAAGCUAUAAACCCCCUGAGUGGAAACCCCUUACACCACUCAACAAAUAGAAAACAAAUACAUACAAUGUAGAGGGUUGGUCACACUUAAAAUACGUCUGAAAGAGAUAAACAAAACACGUAAUAGUGUGAUAUUGUCUGGUAAAUGGAAUAUUGAGGAAGUGAAGUCUGGUACUCACAAGCCUGGAGCCAAAUCUCAUAUGGCUCCCAUGAAUAUCGCCUUGGGACUAUUCAAAAGGAUGUCCCCCUCCUACUUCCACAUGAGCUGUUGGUUGUUCAAAUUGGAAUGAGGUCCAGAAUCCAAUGUGGAUCUUAAUAAAAAAGUACUUUUAUUGUAUAUAAAAAAGAUAAUAAAACUUCAUUAUUUAAAAAAAUAAACGAAAAUACAAAAUAUAUAGCUAUGUACUAUAUUUGUAAGUCCUGCCAAAUGGCUAUAUAGUUCAAUGGAAACCGAAACGCAUUUCGCCCCUCCGGGGGCUUUUUCAAUCGGUAUAAGUGAAUGUUCAUUUAUCCCCCUGUGUAUCUUUAUUUCCGGGUUCCGGCUGAUUUCUCUUUGGAACGCAUCAUGCGUUCCAACUGCGGCUGUGAUUUAUAAUUCCGCUUCCGGAUUCGCGGUUUCACUUCCGGAUUUUGGUAAUGAUGUCGCUGGAACGCAACGUGCGUUCCAAACUUCGUUACGUUGCGUUCUCAGAGCCCACCUCCAUAUUAUCGGGACGCAAAGCUGAAUCAGCUGUGCGUUCCAUAACACGAUAAUGAGGCACCAGAAUACCACAAUAUAUACAUUCUUAAAGAGCAUAAAAUAUUUUUCCUACAUGUAAUAUUCAAUUCCUGUAAAAAAUACAUGCACUAUAAAUGGAGAUAUAUAUUUCCUAAUCAAUAUAGUAAAAUCCCCUGCACCAUUAAUAAUCAUGCUGUGGUGAUCAUGUCUCUAAUAUUAACAAGAAAACCUAAAAUUACAUUGAGUUCCACUCUUAAAGCACAUAUUUUUAUACUGAUGGGAUUAUUCACUCAAGAGUGACUUGUUGGAAAUUCAAAGGAGGGGAAAAAAAAAAUUCAGAUCAUAUUCGCAGAAUUGAAUAAAGUCAGCUAUGUUUUCAGUUUAACAUUUUGGCCUAAAAUGUGAAACGCUUUGAAUUCCUGAUACUUCGCAUUUUAGGGAAUAACCAUCCCAACAUUAUCGGUCCUCUCUGAAAGCAAAACUGUAUUGUGAUGUUAAGGAGCAAAUUAACCCCUUAAGGACCAAACUUCUGGAAUAAAAGGGAAUCAUGACAUGUCACACAUGUCAUGUGUCCUUAAGGGCUUAACAAAGUGUCUCGUAAACACUUCUCUGAGUCAGAAAACCUGGUAGUUUUUGUAGAAAUUGCAAUGUUUCCAUUGCAGGGUUUAACACUUCUCUAGUGUCUGCCUUCCUCACCAUAACUAGAAGUGCUUCACUUUGUGAACUGAGUCAAACCUGGUUCUCAAUCAAAUGCAGCUCCUAGUGCCGCAUUUAAUUCAUGCACCGUGGUGAUUUUCUGGGAAACGCACACUAGCACAUGACUAUGGGGAAGCACUGAAUUGGCCGAGAUUAUCAGUCUUGAUGAUCUCAGCCAGAAAGGCGAAGCAGGCAGGGUGUAACUAGCGUGGCAAAGAAGUAAAUGUAAGAAUACUUGCAUUUUAACCCCACAUCUAAGUAUGUAAAGUAGUACUAUAGCGUUAGGAACACUUGUUUGUUUUCAUAGCACUAUAGUGUUCCUUUUAAAUAUUAAAAAAGAAAAUGCGUAUAAAUGUUGACACUCUGUAAAUAUGGCCAGAUACGUACACAACGGUGCUUUUCUCCUAAAUAUUGUUGGUAUUAUUGAUUAAGAAAGGUAAAGUGCCCUUUCACUUAUGGUUCUGAGUGGGUUAGAUUGCAGUGUUCUGUUUUGUUGAGGGGUUUCUCUCCUUUUUGACUCUUUAAGUAUGUUCUUUUGGCAUUAUGAUAAUCUCAAAGUGUAACACACUCUCAAACAGAAGAGGAGAGUUGUAUCUUAAGCCCCCCCUCUGAGCUCAUUCUUCGUGCUUGUGAUUAUGGUCUUUGGGAUCAAGGCCUGUCUAAAGUGUGAGAUGAUGCAUUGUGACUGUUUAUCUGUGAGGGUCAUGGACUUUCAGUGUAAGUGUGGACCUGGGUUGACCGAACUGUUGAUCUGAAGCCUCUGUGAAUGUGAUACGUGGGAGCAGAAGAGUAACAACAGCUGUGCAGUUAAAUGUCCGCUAUCCCAGUAUAGAGUAACUAGAAAACGUGAUCGGCCAAAGCUUUCAGUAGCCAAGAGUAAUCCAAUACUACAUGUUAAUCUGGGAGUUGUUGACAUUACUGGAUUUAGUGUUGAAUGUGAUUAUGGAACGUAGCUUUAGAGUAAAUUUUGCAUCCUUGUAAUCACACUUGUCCUUUCACCCACAGACUGCCGAUCAGCAGUACAUGGAUGCUUUUAAUGACGAACUGGAAUCUUUCAAAGGCAGAGUGAAAGAACGAGCCAAAAUUCGGAUAGAGAAAGCCCUGAAAGAGUAUGAGGAAGAGGAGAAGAAGAAGAGACUUGGGCCAGGGGGACUCGACCCAGUUGAGGUCUAUGAAACGCUUCCUGCUGUAAGUAAUUUCCCAGAUGUUCGGUGCUUUGAGUAGCAUGACUUCAGACAUUGUGUAGUAAGCAUUAAAGGAUCACUAUAGUGUCAGGAAAACAAAGCACUAUAAUGCCCUGAGGGUGCCCCCACCCGUGGCGCUGAACCUUACCUUAUUCCAGUGCCGGGUUCCCUCAGCGCUGGUGACCUCUCCUACCACUCCAACGUCAGUUCCCCGUCUGACAUCAGCGGAGGCGAAUGGGCAUUCAAAGUGUCCAUAGGAAAGCAUUUCUCAAUGCUUUCCUAUGGACGCUCUGCGCGAUGGAGGCGAAAUGUGCCCCCAGCGUCGCAGAUGCGCCUCUAGUGGCUUUCCGGGAGGCUGGAUUAACCCCAAAUGUAAACAUAGCAGUUUCUCUGAAACUGCUAUGUUUGCAUCUGAAGGGUUAAAACCUGAGGGACCUGGCACCCAGACCACUUCAUUGAGCUGAUGUGGUCUGGGUGACUAUAGUGUCCCUUUAACCUGAUAGAUGACACUGUGUAGUAAGCCUAAACCUGGUAAUCACUCUUUGGUGACCUCUUGCUGAACCGUGGCUUCAUGAAGACAGCUUCUUUAUUUAGACCAUCAGGAAAAGAAAACACAUGUCUACACCAUUCCAGAAUCGAAACUCUAUAACUGUAUAGAUUCCUGUAUCCUGUAUCCAUUAAAUGAUGGAACACAAUAUGUUAUCCCUAGUGCCUCCAGUGUCCUUUAAAGGAAUUUAAGUGCUACUAGCCAGGCCUAAAAAUGUUACUUUCCACUGCAAGCUUGACGAGUCAGAGCAUGACCCACUCCUUAAAUGGCUACUAGAGGGGCUUUUUGGUGACCCAAGAAGCAUCUCUAGUGGCCGUUUGAGGAGUGGCCACUAGAGGUGUUCCUGGGCUGUAAUGGUUUCUCUGAAAAGGCAGUGUUUGCAUUAAAGAGCCUGCAGGGACUGACUAUUUCCCAUAGGAAAGCAUUGGAUUGGCUGAGAUCAUCAAUUCUGAUGAUCUCUGCCAAGGAGGUGGAGCAGGGACAGAGCCAAACACAGACCUGGCCAAUUAGCUUCUCUCCAUAGAGAUGCAUUCAAUCAGUUCAUCUCUAUGGCUAACGUUCAGCGUCUCUAUGCAGUGGGUGGAGAUUCUGAUGUCAGCCAAGUAGGCGGAUCGGGAGUGGGGUGAGAUGCAAGGAGCCCAGCGUGGCGCUUGAAAUAGGUGAGUAAAUCCUCUUUCUAACCCCAGGUAAGGGGUGUAAACUGUGAAUUUUUUUUUUUAAUUUUUUUUUUUUUUUUUUUUUGGGACCAUAGUGGCAGGAAUAAACGUUUGUGUUCCUGACACUAUAGUUCUCCUUUACUUAGGGCAUCCAAGAGACAGACAACCCUAUCCUUCUCUCACAUCAGAUUUCUUGACUAAAGCGCAGUGUUAAUAAUUAUUUUAACUUGUGUAUUAACCUUUGCCAUUAUUUUCAUGAUAUCAAGAGAUUUGUUUUGGGUCUGUAUGCUAAAGUGGUUAAUGAUUUUAGGUUAACCCCUGCAUCAAAAACUCAUUCUGAUUAACCACUGGUCUUGUCUCAGACCCGUUUCCCUCUAUUCGCGCACAACAAUACUGUUUGUGACUUGAUUUUUAAUGUCCGGGAUUGGAUGGUUUUGUCUGUCUUUUAGGUAUAUAUUGAUCUCUCUAUUAGACAGAGAGUAAGCUCUUUAGUCUAGUGUUUGAAAAAAAUUCUGUGCAUAUACAAUGUAUUCCUACCUUGUCUCUGUUAAAGUAAAAGGGAGUCUUCUGGUGCACAGCUAAGAGUGGCUCAAAGGUAGAUCAUUUGCCGGCAGUGAUUCAUGGGAAUUGUAGUUAAAUUUAAGAUCAAGCUUUUGGCCAUCUCUGUACUCGACCUAUAUAGGACGUUUUCUCCAGCUUAUAUAACAAAAUAUACUGCUCUGCACUGCCACCUUCUGGUUAAGUGUGGUAUGUACACUGUCUUGCAUAUGGGACGUGUAUUCCUCCUUUAUUUUCUAUUCACAGGCUCUCCAGAAAUGCUUCGAUUCAAAAGAUAUCCAGAUGUUACAGGACACAAUCAGCCAAAUGAAUCCUACUGUAAGUUGGACUUUACAACGAUUGUGCAAUGUUUGAUGUCCUUUAAUUCUGUUACUGACUAUGGUGGAGGGAAUUGACUGAAGUUAUUUUGAUUAGUACAGAGUAGGCCUGUACUCCUAAAAAGUAUCAUUGCUAUCACCCACAUCCACUAAUAAAGCUGGAUUGGUCUUGGCCUUAACCCUUUAAGGACCAAACUUCUGGAAUAAAAGGGAAUCAUGACAUGUCACACGUCAUGUGUCCUUAAGGGGUUAAAGGGACACUAGGCACCAAAACAACUUUAAGAUUAAUGAAGAAGUUGUUUUUGUGGUAAGGGUCAUAGUCCUGCAUUUUCACUGCUCCAUAAUCUGCCAUUUAGAAGUUCAAUCACUUGUGUUUCUCUUAAUACCGCCAUAGCCACACCUCCCCUGGCUGUGACAAACAGCCUGCAUGGAAAAAAAAUCAGUUCAUUUUUUUAUCAGAUGUUUACUUGCUUUAGAUGCUUUUAUCCUCUCCUCUGAGUUGAUCUUUAAUCACACACGGGGCUUCUGCAGGAUCUAGAAGGCCAUUUAACAGAGCAGGAGGUAAUACAUUCUAAAUUAAACACAAUUUACAAUAAAGAAAGCUUAAACAUUAGAUGACUCCUUACAGGAAGUAUUUAGGAAGACUGGGUAAGUCACAUGCAGGGAGGUGUGACUUGGGAUGCAUAAACAAACUGAGUUAACUCCUAAAUGACAAAGAAUUGAGAGCUAAAACUGCAGAGGCGUGGUCUAUACGCCAAAGCCGCUCCAUUAAGUUGCAGUUGUUUUUAUGCCUAUAUUGUCAAUAUAAUAUUAUUGGACCACCACCCUGUUUAAAUGAAUCUCCAAUAAUUAGAACCUUAUGCGGUUUCAGUAUGGCAUCCCUUGGUUGGAACAGAACUAUUAUAUUGAUCAGACCUCAGCCAACUCCCCAUAAUAAACGUAUUAAUAUUGCAGCACUACAUUGCCCGAGGCAGUUGAGACUUAUUUUACAGUGUUAUAGAGCAUAAUGUGGGUGUUCUGCAGAAUUCUAUUGUUAUAUACAAUAUUACAACCAAAAAAUUGGACUUCUAUUUUCCCAGUUGGAAUGCAAGAUCCAGUAGUAAUAAUCCAGUUAGUGUCCCUUUUCUUGGAUUAAAGAUAAAAUGAAAGCAGCAAUGCAAAAAAAGUCACAUAAUGCUGUCAAACAAACAAUGCAACAUAACCCUUUUCAAACCUGUUUAUGGUGCUUACUCAUAUGUUGCCUUCUGUGUGCAAAGAGUACCCUACACCCAUUCUCCGUUUUGGGGGUGUCUUGGAAAGGUUUGUAAAGAUCACUGUAGCUGAAAGCCGGCCAACCAGAACUGCCAAUCAGACAGCUGGAAUGCUUGGUUCUGGCUCCUUGGUAUACAUGUUGUCUGCGUUGUACAUGCUUACCCAAUGAAUGGAACUAAUGCUGGGGAUAAACUAAUUAUCCCAUAAACUCAUACCGAAAAAAAUAGCCAUACUCUUUAUGAUGUUGGAAUAGAAAUUUCACUAUACAAUAUUUUUGAUGUUGCUUAUCUACAUUUUGUUAUUUGAUGAUUUGUGAGGCAGUAGCCAUGGUCCUGGUAUGCUGAUCUCCUCCUUAUUUACAAUUUGGAGAGGUUGUGCAGUGGAUCAUCUAACACUUUAUAUUUAUUCAUAAACUCAUACUGGACAUGUUUCCUUUUUAACACAUUUUUUUGUGCAUAUACACAGAUAUCAUUUGUGUGUCCUUUUUUCUUCUACAGGAAGCUCGGUAUUAUAUGAAGCAGUGUAUUGACUCAGGACUUUGGGUUCCGAACUCCAAAGUAGCAGAUGGUGAGGAGCCUGGCGAGCCGGAAGCCGAACCAGUGUAUGAAGAGGCCAAAAAGGAUUCCGCUGAUCAGAAGGAAGAAUCAUCAUAAGCACUGGAACAUGUCACUGCAAAAUAAAAUGUAUUCAAAUAUUAGCAGAUCCUCACCCGUGGUAGAAGAAGGUGCCUUGCUAGUUCUCUUCACCCGUAAGAGGCUUUCCUCAAACUUUUCACCUUUCAUUUUAGAUUUUGGAACCGGAAGUAAAACAACAAAAUGUAUUGUACUACUUGUGACUUUUAAAUAAUCAAAGCGAAUACCUUGCCCCGUGUAGAAUAGAACAUUCCUAAACUUGUGAGGGGUGAAGUAUUGAUAACCUAACCUUAUUGUCUAUAAAUGCUUGCUUAAAUGCUGAAUUCCUGUAAAGUUAGAACGAUUGGCUACCUCUCCAUUGAAAGCAAUUGUUUUUUUUUGUUUUUUUUUAUAGCAUUUCGUAUUGUAUGUUUUAUAGUCAUAAUGUAAUUUUGUCAUGUUCAAAUGUUAGCUGUUUGCUGAAAAUAUCUUGGAUUUCAGUUCUACACAUCUCUAUUAAAUUCACAGCUGCUUGUUUCUUGAUGUAUAAAGGUUUAUGUCUAAAUUAAUCAUGGCAGACUUUUUGUUUUAUUUUUCUCUUUAUUUAAAAAAAAAAUUAAAAAAAUGUAUUUUCAUUUUUCUUCUUCACCUCUAGUUAGAUAUUGUAAUCAACCAUAAAUUGCACUUGUUUCUUGGAAAAAUAAGUACAAAAUAAAAGUAUUCUGUCUUGGUUUUGUAAA